GGAAUACCGCUAUAGCUCUUGUGGCAGUUGACUGAUCAAUGGCUCUGCUCAAAUCUGGCUGGCUCUGGAGACAGUCUUCAAUCCUCAAACGCUGGAAGCUGAACUGGUGUGACCUGUGGAUAGAUGGGAGCUUUGUUUUUUACACAUCUGAAUCCAGAAGAGACUAUGAGACCAAAGCGAAUCUAAAGAGCACCUGUGUGAAUGUGAAGUCUGGUCUGGAGUGUGCAGGUGUAUGUCCACCUGAGGGUCACCCCAGAGAGAAUCUGCUGGUUGUUUAUCUGAGGGAUGGUGCUAUGCUGAUCCUGUGUGCCAACAGUGAAGAUGAGGCACUGGCCUGGAAACUCACACUCAUGGAGGCGAGAAGAAAUCCAGUUUUCACAUACAAUCCCUAUGACGAUACUUACCAAACCGUUCCGAUUGACAGUCACAAUGCAGUUUACAUCAUGCCAGGUGCAGGUUGUGGAGGAACUCAGCAUGUCUGGGUGCACAGAAACUCUGAUGACAAUUUCGGAGAGCAGAUUGCUUUGGGACUCCUGGCAGGAAUGGCUGCGGGUGCAGCAAUGCGUUCACUUCUAUGGAUGCCCUUCUGGUUCUGCUGAGGGCCUGUUGGAUAGCAGGGUGAUCACUGGA
Messenger RNA from Rhinichthys klamathensis goyatoka, 630 nucleotides. RefSeq names its product pleckstrin homology domain containing B1 (gene plekhb1). The coding region runs from base 39 to 599 and encodes 186 amino acids. NCBI's taxonomy places the organism in Eukaryota, Metazoa, Chordata, Actinopteri, Cypriniformes, Leuciscidae. Gene Ontology annotation, biological process: regulation of cell differentiation. Gene Ontology annotation, cellular component: membrane. The transcript has 6 exons. The record is from RefSeq and is a predicted model, not a curated record.